AUGUCACAAUUCCGUGCCGCAAAGCUCGAUAUUGGCUGCUUCGCCAAAAUCCGCACCAUUCGCGACCACACGAAGCGCAAGGUCUUCGCCGAGAACGAGCCUGAACGACAAGCGCUUCGAUACAUCAUCCGCAACACCACAUUGCCGCAGCGAGUGCGUGCGCAGGCCCAGCUCCAGCUCUCCCAGAUGCACUGCUACACACGGUUCACCCAGGUCAAGAACAGGUGUAUUAUGGGUGGAAAGGGAAGGGGUGUCUUCAGUGAUUUCAGGCUUGGACGUUACCAGUUCCGUAUGAACGCGCUCGAAGGCAACCUCCCCGGUGUGAAGAAGGCAAGCUGGUAG
Molecule: messenger RNA, 342 nt
Organism: Boeremia exigua
Lineage: Eukaryota; Fungi; Ascomycota; Dothideomycetes; Pleosporales; Didymellaceae
Exons: 3
Coding region: 1-342 (113 amino acids)
Biological process (GO): translation
Cellular component (GO): mitochondrial small ribosomal subunit; ribosome
Molecular function (GO): structural constituent of ribosome
Source: RefSeq, a predicted model, not a curated record